GGAACUUUUCCGCCUGAAGGAACAGAACGGACUCACAAUUUAGUCUCUAUUCGCAGACCUUGUUUCUGUUCCUGAUAUUCUACCAUUCUUAACCUCCAGUGCUGUGGGCGAGGUCUUGUCCAGAAUGAAGAGCUUACGAAGAGAUUUCUCUUCGAACCCGCAAGCCGCAAAUGUCACAAGCAAAGUCUUCGUGAGAUCCACAAAGAGUGGAAAAGUGCAGAAGAUUGUUCGCGAGCUCUAUCUUAGACAAGAUAUUCCUUGCUCAUCAAGGCUCUGUUCCAUAUGCCCGUCAACGGCGCCGGUGGAUGCAAAUGGGAACAUUUCACCCUUUGUCCUUUCGGAACACCCCGCUGGCACGAAAUCCUUUCCUCGAGGUCACUAUAUUGUUCCUGAUACAAAUGCGUUGUUGAAUGGAAUGGACCUUUUCGAACACACCGGGGCGUUUUACGAUGUGAUCAUCCUUCAGACAGUCUUGGAAGAAUUGAAGAACCAGUCCCUACCUCUAUACAACCGCUUGUUGUCCCUAAUAAAGACCGAUGAGAAGCGCUUCUACCUUUUCUUCAACGAAUUUCGACUGGAAACGCACGUGCGACGGCAACCAGAGGAGUCCAUUAACGACAGGAAUGAUCGAGCAGUCCGUACUGUGGCAAAAUGGUACUCGGAUCACCUUCGUGCUGCUACAAAGAAAACAAAGAAGGAGAAUUCAGUUCCAGCAAUUGUUGUCAUUACUGAUGACAAAGAGAAUUUACGCAAGGCCAAAGAAGAGAAUGUAGAAGCUCUGUCAUUGUCCGACUAUGUUGAGGGCCUGGAGGACUCUGACAAAUUGCUUGACAUGAUCAGUGAAGCAAGGGAAGCUAGAGAUACAAAGGUGGCUCGUGGGGAAUUGUUUUACCCCGAAUAUUACUCAAUGUCGAAGCUCAUGACAGGAUUGAGGGCUGGUACUUUACAUCAGGGCGUAUUUAACAUUUCGCCAUACAACUACCUUGAAGGCACGGUUAACGUUCCGGCAUUUAAUAAGCCGCUUCUGAUUCUCGGACGCGAUAACAGCAACCGCGCUAUUGCUGGAGAUAUCGUCGUGAUAGAAGUAUUACCGAAGGACCAGUGGAAGUCCCCUUCUACGAAGCUUGUGGACGAGGAAGCACUGACUAGGAAUGACAACCCUGAUACAGAAGAGGGGGAGGCGGUUGUGACUGAAAGAGAGCGGAAAGCGCUCCAGGAAGAGGUCAGGAAGGCUCACGGUAAGAACGUCGAGGGAAAGCCCCAGCCGACAGCUAGAGUGGUUGGCGUUGUCAAACGAAAUUGGCGCCAAUACGUCGGUCAUGUCGAUUCGAACUCUACAGUGUCCGGGACCGGCACUGGCCGGCGUCAACAGAACGUAUUCGUGCUUCCUAUGGACAAGCGGAUUCCGAAGAUCAGAGUUCGGACAAGACAGGCCGCUGAUCUGUUGGGCCAGAGGAUUCUAGUCACAAUUGAUGCUUGGAGCCGAGAUUCUCGGUACCCAACAGGCCACUUUAUACGGGCCUUGGGUGAAUUGGAAACUAAAGGGGCAGAGACCGAAGCCUUGCUUCUAGAAUAUGACGUACAGUACAAACCAUUCCCCAAGGCCGUUCUAGACUGCCUGCCAUCAGAGGGUCAUGGAUGGAAGGUUCCUGCUAGCAAAGAGGACAUCGGUUGGAGAGGGCGAAGGGACUUGAGAGACAUUCUUAUAUGCAGCAUUGAUCCACCGGGAUGCCAGGAUAUCGAUGAUGCUCUCCACGCGCGGCCUCUCCCCAACGGAAAUUUUGAAGUCGGCGUUCAUAUUGCAGAUGUGUCGCACUUUGUCAAACCCAACAAUGCGAUGGACUUUGAGGCGAGUCUUCGUGGAACAACAGUCUACUUGGUGGACAAGCGUAUUGACAUGCUUCCAAUGCUACUUGGCACGGAUCUAUGCUCUCUUAAGCCGCAUGUGGAGCGCUAUGCGUUCUCUGUACUAUGGGAGUUGACACCUAAUGCGGAAGUCGUCUCGACAGACUUUACAAAAUCCGUGAUCUUCUCACGCGAAGCGUUCAGUUAUGAACAGGCACAAUUGCGCAUCGAUGAUGCAUCUAAGAACGAUGAUCUAACGCAAAGCAUGCGUACAUUGCUUCACUUGUCCAAAGUCCUCCGUCAGAAGCGAAUGGAUGCGGGAGCAUUGAAUCUUGCUUCACCCGAAGUCCGAAUCGAAAGUAGUGACGAAGUUGGCGAUCCGCUUUCAGAUGUUAAGACCAAAGCUAUGCUCGCCACUAACAGUUUGGUGGAGGAAUUCAUGCUUCUCGCCAACAUCACCGUUGCCUCGAAGAUCUACAGUGCCUUUCCCCAGACAGCCAUGCUACGAAGGCACGCUACUCCCCCCCAGAACUUCGAAGAACUCGCCAGGCAACUUUCUAAGAAGCGAGGGAUGGAACUCGAUGUUUCUAGCUCCAAGGCACUCGCUGACUCCCUUGACCACUGCGUCGACUCAAAGAAUCCUUUCUUCAACACUCUUGUCCGCAUUCUGGCCACUCGUUGCAUGACAUCUGCAGAAUAUUUUGCGGCUGGGGCUCAUGCAGAGUCAGAAUUUCGCCAUUACGGUUUGGCGUCUCCAAUUUAUACUCAUUUCACAUCUCCAAUCAGACGAUACGCCGACCUAGUCGUCCAUAGGCAACUUGCAUCGGCCAUCGGCUACGAGGGUGAAGACGGCCGCGCGGCGAUCGAAGGAGUUACGACGCGUCACAAACUCGAAGAAAUUUGCCGCAAUAUAAACUACAGACACCGGAAUGCGCAGUUCGCCGGCCGCGCCAGCAUCGAAUACUACGUCGGCCAGGCACUGAAAGCACGUGGGGAAAAGCUGGUAGUCGAAGGAGUCGACUCAGGCAUCGAUGAAGAGGGAUAUGUGAUGCGCGUCUUCGAGAACGGUGUGGUCGUUUUUGUGCCACGGUUUGGUAUCGAGGGUGUCGUUCGUCUCGAGGACUUUUUGCUGCCGGGCGAGACGGCUACAAAACGGUCCAUUGAGGAGGCAAGGGAGCUCGCUGCGCGACGAGAAACAGAGUAUGAUAAUGAGGAGUAUACUCUCCGUGUAUCUGAGAAAGGACAAUCCGCGAAGGAACGAAGUGUUUCUGUGGCGCUUUUCCAGAAGGUCAAGGUCAAUGUUAGUUCAGUGAAGGAGGAAGGACGGGGGGCUGGAAAGAGGAGAGUCCGGGUCCUCAUCACAGGGGUGGAGGCUUGAGUUCGUGACAGCGUGCAGCAUCCCAUGGAUAGAAUGAAGUAUUAAUGUGAGAGAUACCAAGAACCGGCGUCCGAAGAGGAAAUAGUUAACGUAAUCGGUAAGCGAACCGGCCACGUAAACGAACCGGCCACAUCUCCCAAAAAUAACUCUAUAUAUUGAUUUCAAAUCCCAAUUUCAAAUCCACAUACAAAAUGUAUACAAAAAUCUAACUAGCAUUACGAUUAGGACAUCUGUUAAUUCGAUGCCCAAUAACUCCACAACCACUACACUGAAAUUGGCGUCGUACAAUUGUUUGAGAGGCUGGGAGCUCCGGCUCGGCCGGAGCAGUAGUAACAGCUUGAGAUGCUUCAACCUGACCUUGUACGAGCGCUUGAGCUUCUUCUCUAGUAAUCCCUUGCUCAGUAGAUAUCUGUUUCUUAGAUCUUUGGCAUUUUUGCUUCUCUUUUUCAUUCGCAGCUCGAAAAUCAUGGCUUUCUUUCCGUACGAGUAACAGAUCAUUCAUUGUGAUUUCAUAGGCUUUUGACAUCCGCGUAAUUACUUGAUCAAUCACUUGAUUUGGAUUUCCUGUACAUUCACUUAUACGUCUCUUUAAUGUAGUUGACUGGCGUAGGAAUUGACGUAUAUUUUGAGGUGUCUGUAAACAGGAUGAUUGUGUAUUGCUGGAUUGACUUGGAGGGGGGGUUGGCGUUUUCAAUUGAAUAUUAAGUUGUUGAAUAACUCGAUCCGGAUUGAAAGGCACUAAUCCAGUGGCUGUGAAGCUAUUCCGGAUAGUUUGAGCUUUAUAGGCCAUCGUACGAGCCUGUGGAAAUGCUGUUAAAAAGUCAAUUUUGUCAAUAUGGUUGAAGCCAAGCCUCAUUCGCUGCUCAACAAGCUGCCCAUAAUGCCGUUUUAAAACAGCAAAACAGCCAACAUCAAGAGGCUGUACGAGAUGUGAAGAAUGAGCUGGCAUACAGACUGGAAUAAUACUAUUCUCAGUACAUGUACGGUCAAAUUCUGGUGUUAAAUGGCUUCCAUGGCCAUCAAGAAUCAACAUAGCAUAUGUUCCCAAUGUAUGAGCAUGAACAAGAGGAAUAAAAUGGGUUUUAAGCCAUUCUAAUCCUAUUUGAUCUGUAGUCCAGCCAUUUUCACUAAUAUUGAUUCUCCAAUCAUCUGGGAGCUCAUCAAACCAGCCUAAUCGUACAUUUUUUUUGGCUUUGAAGAUAAUGUACGAAGGCAGGGCCCAUCCAGUUGAAUUUGUUGCUUCAAUUGCAGUCACCCAUUCUCGAUUUCCAGGUUGUAAAAGCUUUGGCCGAGCGUAUCGAUCGCUUCCAGUAAUAACCUUUGCAGUUGCGCAGAGUCCCAUAGCAAAGCCAGUCUCAUCAAAAUUGUAGAUAUCUUCUGGUAGGAUUCCGUACGUAGAUAUAGUAGUCUGUACGCGGUCAAAAUAUUCUUGAAUAAUCUUCGGAUCUUCACAUUUCGCAUGUUCAUAAUUGUAUCUUCGUGAGAACUUUGAACUGAUCUCUGGGCGACGUUUAACAAGAUUAUAUACCCAUUUUUCUCCAACCCGUUGAUCUCCAGAUUGUGAGAGAAGAUA
Molecule: messenger RNA, 4796 nt
Organism: Monascus purpureus
Lineage: Eukaryota; Fungi; Ascomycota; Eurotiomycetes; Eurotiales; Aspergillaceae
Source: the annotation of a GenBank genome assembly